Charadrius vociferus (killdeer) is the source of this 2889-nucleotide messenger RNA. It is a transcript of the gene SLC4A9, whose product is annotated as solute carrier family 4, sodium bicarbonate cotransporter, member 9. The transcript is spliced from 21 exons. Lineage: Eukaryota; Metazoa; Chordata; Aves; Charadriiformes; Charadriidae. Gene Ontology annotation, cellular component: plasma membrane; basolateral plasma membrane. Gene Ontology annotation, biological process: monoatomic anion transport; bicarbonate transport; regulation of intracellular pH. The record is from RefSeq and is a predicted model, not a curated record. Gene Ontology annotation, molecular function: solute:inorganic anion antiporter activity; monoatomic anion transmembrane transporter activity; sodium:bicarbonate symporter activity.
AUGGCCCCAGUGGCCAAACGAGCCAGGAUUGCCCUGCAGCAGGAAGAGUCGGGGGACACCACCUGCCCGCUGCUCUUCAUUCAGCUCAACCAGCUCCUCAGCAGCCCAGCGGGGCUGGAGUGGAGAGAGAUGGCCAGGUGGAUAAAGUUCGAGGAGAAGGUGGAGGAUGGUGGGGAACGCUGGAGCGCGCCCCACAUCCCUGCCCUCCCCCUGCACAGCCUCUUCCAGCUGAGGACAUGCCUGCAGAAGGGGACAAUGCUCCUGGAUUUGGAUGCCCUCAGUUUCAAGGAAAUAAUCGACAAGGCGCUUUCUGGGCAGCCCGAGGAAGCAGAGCUGCAGCCCGACAUGAGGGAACGCCUGGCAGCCCUCCUGCUCUGCCAGCCGCAGCACCAGCCCACCAAAUCCCUGCUGCAGCUUCUUGCUGAGCUCAGCCUCUCUCCCUGCCGAGGGAAGGCCAAAAGCUGGUCUGAGCCCAGAUCCCAGCUCUCCGAAACGCCUCUUAAGGAGCAGCUGAGAAACCGAUUUAAGAAGAAGGUCCCACGGGGGGCCGAAGCAGCCCACGUUGCCGUCGGUGAAGCUGAAUUCCUAGAGAAGCCCUUCACUGCCUUCAUCCGCCUCAAGCGAGGGGUGGUCCUCGGCUCGCUGGCCGAAGUCGCUCUCCCCAGCAGGUUUGUCUUCAUUCUGCUGGGUCCCCAAGACAAAGUGAAAGCCUACCACGAGGUUGGCAGGGCCAUGGCCACGCUGCUGACGGAUGAGCUCUUUCAAAGGGUUGCCUGGCAGGCUGAGCACCGAGAGGACCUCAUCGCAGGAAUGGAAGCGUUCCUGGAUGAGCUGAUCGUGCUUCCUCCUGGGAAAUGGGACCCCAAUGCCCGAAUUCCUCCACCGAGCUGUUUGCUGUCUCUGCACAGGAGGACCGCCAUGCAUUCACCAGAUUGGCAGUCAUGUGGCAAUGGGGACAUGGCAGCAGCUGGGGACAGAGCUGGCUUGGGGCACCCGCGCUCCAGGGAGGAGCUGGAGAGGACAGGCAGGCUUUUUGGGGGGCUGCUGCAAGACAUACGGAGGAAGGCGCCAUGGUAUGGCAGUGACUUCUCUGACGCCCUGCACCCCCAGUGCCUCUCAGCAGUACUCUACAUCUACCUGGCGACAGUCACCAAUGCCAUCACCUUCGGUGGCAUGCUAGGGGACGCGACUGCCAACACGCAGGGGGUGCUGGAGAGCUUCCUGGGCACGGCCUUUGCUGGCUUCAUCUUCUGCCUCUUUUCCGGCCAGCCCCUCACCAUCCUGAGCAGCACUGGCCCUGUGCUGGUCUUUGAGCGCCUUCUCUUCUCCUUCAGCCAAGACCACAGCCUGGACUACCUGGAGUUUCGUCUCUGGAUUGGUCUCUGGGUGGCCUUUUUUGGUGUGGUCUUGGUGGCCACUGAGGCCAGCCACCUGGUGCGGUACUUCACCCGCUUCACCGAGGAAGGCUUCUGUGCCCUCAUCAGCUUGAUAUUCAUCUACGACUCCCUGAAGAAGAUGCUGAGCCUGGCAGACACCUUUCCCGUCAACUGGCAGUACCGGCUGGAAAACGUCACCUCCUACAGCUGCAUCUGCAACUUGUCCAGCCCUGGUCACAGCUCCACGGGGAAUGACAUGCCGCUCCCCUCGCCCUUGGCCCCCUGGCAGCCUCCCACUGCCCUGGCUGGGCUGAGCAAGACCCAGUGCCUGAGUGAAGGUGGGCACCUCCUGGGGACCAGCUGCCAGUAUGUGCCCGAUGUCACCCUCAUCUCCUUCAUGCUCUUUGGGGGCACCUUCCUUUCCUGCACCACGCUCAAGCGCUUUAGGAGCAGCCGCUACUUCCCUGCAGCGGUGCGGAAGCUGGUGAGUGACUUUGCCAUCAUCCUGGCCAUCCUUGCCUCCUGCACUGUUGACGCCACCCUGGGCCUGGAGACCCCCAAGCUUCUCGUCCCCAGUGAGCUGAAGCCUACAAACCCAGCACGGGGCUGGAUCAUCUUGCCAUUUGGAGCCAACCCAUGGUGGGUCUGCUUGGCGUCCGCGGUGCCCGCUGUCCUUGUCACCAUCCUCAUUUUCAUGGACCAGCAGAUCACAGCCGUCAUCCUUAACCGCAGGGAGUACAAGCUGCAGAAAGGAGCAGGCUUUCACCUGGACCUCCUCUGUGUCUCCCUCCUGAUGGUUGUCACCUCUGCCACCGGCCUCCCCUGGUAUGUCUCGGCCACUGUCAUCUCCCUGGCACACAUGGAGAGCCUGAGGAAGGAGAGCGCAACCUCGGCCCCAGGCGAGCACCCUGAGUUCCUGGGCAUCAGAGAGCAGAGGCUGACUGGCCUGGCUGUCUUCAUCCUGAUGGGGGUCUCCAUCUUCAUGGCACCUGUUCUCAAGCAUAUCCCGAUGCCGGUGCUGUACGGGGUCUUUCUGCACAUGGGAGUGGCGGCGCUGAACAGCAUCCAGGUGAGUGGGGGCUCUGUCUGAAAGCUGGAGGUGCGUGACCCACCUGCCGUCCUCUUGCUACAGCUCACAGACCGCGUGCGGCUGCUCCUGAUGCCAGCCAAGCACCAGCCAGACAUCGCAUACCUCCGCCACGUGCCCCUGCGCCGGGUACACCUCUUCACUGUCAUCCAGCUGCUGUGCUUGGCCCUCCUCUGGGUCCUCAAGUCCACCGUGGCUGCUAUUAUUUUCCCAGUGAUGCUGCUGGCGCUGGUGGGAAUUCGGAAGGGGCUGGAGCGCAUCUUCUCCCUGCAUGACCUGAGCUGGCUGGACAGCCUCCUGCCCACCACGGCCAGGGGGGAGGCAGAGGGGAAACGGCCCGGGAAGCAGUCGGAGGAAGAAAGCAGUGGCGAGGCGUCGGAGCUGAUGCGUCGCCGAGGACCCGAGAUCAGCAUCUCCGUCAACUAG